AUGAGUUUCAAGAGUCAACCAAAAGGUUUUGCCACCAAAUCAAUCCACGCUGGCCAGGAUCCAGAGCAAUGGAAAAGUGCCGCUGUUAUACCUCCAAUUUCACUGAGCACAACCUUUAAACAAGAUGCACCUGGAGAACAUCGUGGCUUUGAAUACUCGAGGAGUGGCAAUCCCACCCGCAAUGUGCUGGAACAAUGCUUGGCAGCACUGGAUAAUGCCAAGUAUGGAUUGACCUUCUCGUCUGGUCUGGGAGCAACAACCGCUGUGCUCACCAUGCUCAGCAGUGGCGAUCAUAUCAUAAUGGGAGACGAUGUCUAUGGUGGAACCAACAGACUCAUUAGACAAGUCGCUGCUCGUUUGGGAAUAUCUGCUACUUUUGUGGAUCCUACUAAAUUGGAAAAUAUUAAAGCUGCUUUCAAACCUGAAACAAAGCUUGUUUGGAUUGAAUCGCCAACGAAUCCUUUACUCAAAGUUGCGGACAUUGCAGCCAUUAGCAAACUUUGCCAUGAUCAUGGCAAAAUUAUUGUGGCUGUAGACAAUACUUUCCUCACCUCGUACUUCCAAAGGCCCUUGGAGCUGGGAGCUGAUUUAGUUUGCUAUUCGUUGACCAAAUAUAUGAAUGGACACACCGAUGUUGUAAUGGGCGGCAUAACAAUGAACUGUGAAGAUCUAUACAACAGAUUGAAGUUCUUGCAAAAUGCUGUUGGCAUUGUUCCCUCGCCAUUUGAUUGUUACCAAGUUAAUCGCAGUCUCAAAACAUUGGCACUACGUAUGGAACAGCAUCAGAAAAAUGCCAUUCAAGUUGCAAAGUUCCUUGAGUCACAUGACUUUGUUGAAAAGGUUUUGCAUCCAGGAUUGCCUUCUCAUCCUCAGCAUAAAUUGGCACUAAAGCAGACUUAUGGCUAUAGCGGUGUAUUCUCUUUUUAUAUCAAGGGCGGCACUUUAAAACAAUCAUCUGCAUUCUUGAAGGCUCUGCAAUUGUUUACACUUGCCGAAAGUCUUGGCGGAUAUGAAAGCUUGGCUGAAUUACCAUCUGUCAUGACUCAUGCCUCUGUUCCUGCUGAAGACAGAAAAACUUUGGGUAUUACAGAUGGUCUCAUCCGUUUGUCUGUUGGUCUUGAAGACGCCGAGGAUUUGAUAAAUGAUAUAAGCCGUGCUCUGGACAUUGCAGCAAAGGCUUAAAAAGUAAUCCGCACAAACACCAUAUAAAUUUUCCAUAUUGUCCUGUUAAACAAUAAAAUGUUGUAUACUGCAAUGAUCCACAAAUUAA
Messenger RNA from Drosophila innubila, 1270 nucleotides. RefSeq names its product cystathionine gamma-lyase (gene Cth). The transcript has 6 exons. Gene Ontology annotation, biological process: transsulfuration. Gene Ontology annotation, molecular function: pyridoxal phosphate binding; cystathionine gamma-lyase activity. The record is from RefSeq and is a predicted model, not a curated record. Lineage: Eukaryota; Metazoa; Arthropoda; Insecta; Diptera; Drosophilidae. Gene Ontology annotation, cellular component: cytoplasm. The coding region runs from base 1 to 1182 and encodes 393 amino acids.